Gadus morhua (Atlantic cod) is the source of this 1283-nucleotide messenger RNA. RefSeq lists its product as uncharacterized. The record is from RefSeq and is a predicted model, not a curated record. Bases 77 to 970 code for a protein of 297 amino acids. NCBI's taxonomy places the organism in Eukaryota, Metazoa, Chordata, Actinopteri, Gadiformes, Gadidae. The transcript is spliced from 4 exons.
UUGGGGAGACGACAGAAAAAAGGGUCGGACGGAUAGCAUAGCAUAGGUAUGUAGGUAGGUGGUAGGCAGAUUUAGAAUGGUGAACAACUGUGUUUGUGCUGGGUGUAAUUACUCCGCCAGAACAGGACACAGGGUCCAUGGCUUUCCGAAGGACAAGGCAACUCGCAGACAGUGGGUACAUUUUGUUCGCGUUAGGCGGGCAGAUUUUUCCUUUCCCUCAGUCACAAAGAACUCCAAGAUCUGCAGCGCGCAUUUCACGGAGGAGGAUUACGACCAAGGGGAUGUCAGGAUGGUAUCUCUCGGGUUGAAGAGGCUGGCACAGCUUGUUCCGACCGCCGUGCCUUCUGUGCACACCCACCUCUCUGCCUGCCCUGCCCCGAGACCGAGAAGCACCAAGAUCGGUGGCGCCAGACGCAAGCGAGAGCUGGCUACGAUGUUGACAGAUGCCUCACUGCGUGAGACCGCGGACAGUGUCAGUGGUGCUACGGUAGAGGACCCCUUGCCCUCCUCCACUUGUGACACUGGGUCACAGUGUACUUUGAAGCCCCUUGGAGGGUCUCACGAUUUUGAAGUGAACCUGAAGCCCAAGAUGGUCAGCAUGGGGACCCAGACGACCUUCAGCACACAAACUUUCCCCCCCCUCACUAGUCCUGACCAAACGGAUGGAGAAGAUAAUCACUCUGUCAUCAGUGAUACAUCAUGGGUACCAGGAGACCAAAUGUCUGAGGAGGUGUUGUGUGAGGAGCCAUCUCUAACUUGUGACCCCCACCAAAAUGGUAUCGACAAAUUCAUUGUUUGCCAAGAGGAGCUCAUGGCCCGGUUUGCCAUCUGUCCGGUCUGUUCUGAGAAGUCAGAUAGUACAAUCGGGCAGCAGGAAGGAGCAUUUGUUAGAAUGGAGCAAGUAGGGUUUUGUUUACACAGCAGGCCAUAUCUAAUUAGAAAAUCAGAACAUCUUAUUGAAACCGAAUAGCCCUGAAUGCCUGCUCACAAGUGAUCAGUGCAUCCUCCAAUCCACAUUAGUUGCUAUAACAGUCUAAUAUCUUGUGGAUUUAUAUUGGCUAGCUUGGUUGGUGAUUUUUCAAAUUUGUCUUUCCAGUUAAUUUACAAUGUAUGUACCAGGCUUGCUUUAAUCUGUGGGUUUAAGAUGCCAUCAUAUUUGAGUGUUAUACACUACUAGUCAUGUGUGUUUUAUAAAUAUCUAGGUCUGUGCAUGUGGCUACCAGCGUUUCUGGCAAAACCAGCCGAUCCUACACAGGAAUAUGCCAAUUAAAUACUUAAUUUUA